This is a messenger RNA of Mytilus californianus (California mussel), 855 nucleotides long. Its product is annotated as NKG2-D type II integral membrane protein-like. The transcript is spliced from 3 exons. NCBI's taxonomy places the organism in Eukaryota, Metazoa, Mollusca, Bivalvia, Mytilida, Mytilidae. The record is from RefSeq and is a predicted model, not a curated record. The coding region runs from base 113 to 640 and encodes 175 amino acids.
CAGCAUUGUAAAGUUACAACUACACUAUAAUUAUAAAUUUAGCUUGAACUUGACGAGAACACUGACGUCAUCAACUGUUAUCCAGUGUGCACGUGAAUGUAUUGGACAAAACAUGACAGGAAGUGCAUCAUAUCAUGACAAAGAUUGUUCUUGUCAUUCAAGCGUUUUUACCAGUAAAGACGAUGCAGAUGUGAUAACGGGUGCUGUCUACAUUAAACCUGUCCCUUACAUGGAAGCUGACACAAAGAAAUGUCCAGAUGAUUACUAUUAUUACGGUAAUGUUUCCUGUUUUAGAUUCUUUGGCACGUUGGUAAAUCACGGUACAGCAGUACAGGUUUGUCAACAGCAAAACGCAUCAUUGAUCAAGAUUGAUAGUGAUGACAAACAGGAACAUGUAAAUCAGUAUUUAGACUGGCAUCCAGCCGAACUCGUCCACAUACAAGGGUAUAGAGGACUUGAAGAUGAUUCCUGGUUUUUUGAAGACGGGAAUGAGAUGGAAUUCAACAAUUGGAACGAACGUCAACCUGUCAAUGAUCCACAGAAUAGUCACAUAGUAAUGGAUAUAUUGGAGGGUGGUGGUCACUGGUCAAACGUUAAUCCUGAAUACGUAGCAAGCUCCUUAUGUGAAAUAUACAUUUAAGACACGGAAAAAAAUAUGACUGUUACAUUGUUACAUUUAUAUUACUUGUAAUAUAGACAAACCCCUGAUAUAUAUAUAUAUACCCAUCUGCUUCCAGUUGUGCGCAAAGAAACAUAACUAUAUUUAUUUUUAAGGUAGAUAAACUAUAUACCGCCAUCUUGGAUUGUAAAAUAGCAGUUCACAGACAGUCUAGUUCUUAGCUUAAAUCUGUAAAU